Messenger RNA from Peromyscus maniculatus bairdii (prairie deer mouse), 1984 nucleotides. RefSeq names its product beta-secretase 2 (gene Bace2). The record is from RefSeq and is a predicted model, not a curated record. Gene Ontology annotation, cellular component: trans-Golgi network; plasma membrane; endosome. Gene Ontology annotation, biological process: amyloid-beta metabolic process; membrane protein ectodomain proteolysis. NCBI's taxonomy places the organism in Eukaryota, Metazoa, Chordata, Mammalia, Rodentia, Cricetidae. Gene Ontology annotation, molecular function: aspartic-type endopeptidase activity.
AGGCGCGGCCCAAGACCCGUGCGCCCCGAGGACCCGCGCCCAUCCUUGACCUUGGCCACGGGGGGAGGGGAUGGGCCUGCAGGGCGGCGGCCGCCAGAGGGGGCAGCGGCUGAGAACUUGCUCAACUCGGCGCCGCCUUCUUCUGCCUCCUCCCCGUCCGCCCCGCCCCGUCCCACCCGGCCCCGCAGCCCCGCGCGUUCGCUGUCUCGCAGAGCCCCCGCCGCGGGGAUGGGCGCGCUGCUCCGAGCGCUCCUGCUCCCGCUGUUGGCGCAGUGGCUCUUGCGCGCAGCCCCCGCGCUGGCCCCAGCGCCCUUCACGCUACCCCUCCAGGUGGCCGCAGCCACGAGCCGCGGAUCCUCGGCCGUUCCCGGGCUCGGGACCCCUGAGAUGCCCCGUGCAGAUGGCCUGGCGCUAGCGCUGGAGCCCGCUGGGGCUGCCGCCAACUUCUUGGCUAUGGUGGACAACCUGCAGGGGGACUCUGGCCGCGGCUACUACCUGGAGAUGCUGAUCGGGACCCCGCCGCAGAAGCUACAGAUUCUUGUGGACACUGGAAGCAGUAACUUCGCUGUGGCAGGUGCCCCACAUUCCUACAUAGACUCCUACUUUGACUCAGAGAGAUCCAGCACAUAUCACCCCAAGGGCUUUGAUGUCACUGUGAAGUACACACAGGGAAGCUGGACUGGCUUUGUUGGUGAGGACAUUGUUACCAUCCCAAAAGGCUUCAACAGCUCUUUCCUGGUCAACAUUGCCACUAUUUUGGAGUCUGAGAAUUUCUUUUUGCCUGGGAUUAAAUGGAAUGGAAUUCUUGGACUUGCUUAUGCUGCCCUGGCCAAGCCAUCAAGCUCUCUGGAGACCUUCUUUGAUUCCCUGGUGGCCCAAGCAAAGAUUCCAGACAUUUUCUCCAUGCAGAUGUGUGGGGCUGGAUUGCCAGUAGCCGGAUCUGGUACCAACGGAGGUAGUCUUGUCCUAGGUGGGAUCGAACCAAGUUUGUAUAAAGGAGACAUCUGGUAUACCCCAAUUAAAGAGGAGUGGUACUAUCAGAUAGAGAUCCUGAAAUUGGAAAUUGGAGGCCAGAGCCUCAACCUGGACUGCAGAGAGUAUAAUGCAGACAAGGCCAUUGUGGACAGCGGCACCACGCUCCUGCGCCUGCCCCAGAAGGUGUUCGAUGCGGUGGUGGAAGCUGUGGCACGCACGUCUCUGAUUCCAGAGUUUUCUGAUGGCUUCUGGACAGGGGCCCAGCUGGCAUGCUGGACAAAUUCUGAAACGCCGUGGGCGUAUUUCCCUAAGAUCUCUAUCUACCUGAGAGAUGAGAACUCCAGUCGCUCCUUCCGAAUCACCAUUCUGCCACAGCUCUACAUUCAGCCCAUGAUGGGAGCUGGUCUCAAUUAUGAGUGUUACCGUUUUGGUAUCUCCUCUUCCACAAACGCACUGGUGAUUGGUGCCACCGUGAUGGAGGGCUUCUACGUGGUCUUUGACAGAGCUCGGAAGAGGGUGGGCUUUGCAGCGAGUCCCUGUGCAGAGAUUGCAGGUACCACAGUGUCUGAAAUUUCCGGGCCCUUUUCCACGGGAGACAUAGCCAGCAGCUGUGUCCCAGCACCGGCUCUGAAUGAGCCCAUCUUGUGGAUUGUGUCCUAUGCCCUGAUGAGCGUGUGUGGAGUCAUCCUCCUGGUUCUGAUCCUCCUGCUGCUGCUCCCAGUGCACUGCCGACAUGCUCCCCGUGACCCUGAGGUCGUCAAUGAUGAGUCCUCACUGGUCAGACAUCGCUGGAAAUGAAGAACCUCUCUGAACUCCAGCAGCCUUGAACUCAGCUCUUCCAAGAGGGACAUGUCCAGUCGGCUUCUCUGUCCGUCCGUCUGGAAUCUCGGCUGUGCAUCUCAAUGCCUUCCAGACUCACUGUAUCUUGAUUACUCUUGAUUUCCAAGCUUCCAAAUCUUUUCUACUUCGGAGGGAAAUGAUAAUAAAAACACCUCAUUGUGAACCAAAA